Knipowitschia caucasica is the source of this 327-nucleotide messenger RNA. The record is from the annotation of a GenBank genome assembly. NCBI's taxonomy places the organism in Eukaryota, Metazoa, Chordata, Actinopteri, Gobiiformes, Gobiidae.
AUGCAGAAGGCGGCGGACGCUGCAGAGAUGGAGACCAACUCCAUGCGGCGUGCACUGCUGAAGAAGUACAACGAGCAGACGCAGCAACGAGAGAAGAUGGAGCAGCUGCAGAACCACAUCAUAGUCAUGCAGAAGGACGUCACUGUCAACAAGAGAGACAAGGAGGCGGCAGACGAGUCCAAGAAGGCACUGAUGGUGACCAUCAGCGAGGGCGAGGACAAUGUGAAGGCCAAGAAUGAGGAGCUGGUGGCGGUGGCAGCGCAGGUGAAGGCGGUGGAGCACCGCGUCAGGCAGAAGACGCGCGAGGUUGCGGUAAUCAACAACUAG